GUUUUUAUUUAAGUAGUUAAGGAACUAGAAAAAAAAAGACAAAGAUAUAUAUCUAUACACAUAUGUAUGUGCGUGUACGUGUACUCGCGAGUGUUUUUGUGUAAGCAAACCCUUGAAAUAUAGUGCCUUUUAUACCAAGUGUCGUACCGGACAGUUAAAGUGGAAAGAGACCGACAGACAGGUAGACACAUACAGACAGACAGAAAGAGAUAGAGUUAAAAAAAAAAGAAAGUAAAAGAGAGAGAGAGAGAGAUAGAGAGAGAGAGACAAAGAAGAAAGAAGAAAGAUUGUGUUAGAGAUUUUUUUUGUGUGGACUUGCAUCUUGAGAUAAAGUGUUGCACCCGACGCUAUGCAAGUGCGUUUUAGUAGUGCACUUGAGUUAUAUCUAUGUACACUACGUUUACGAUCAAAUUUGUAAACAAAUUGUGUUGAACAUUUUUUGUUUUCUAUUACUUCGUAUAGAACAAGGGGGGAAAAGAAAGGAAGUAAAAGAAGAAUAAGAGGAAUAAGAAGAAGAAGAAGAAGAAGAAAAAGAGGAAGUAUGAAAGUUGAGAACAUUUUCAUGAUAUUAUUACAGAAAUUAUAGAUAACUAAAGUGCGUGGAAAAUUGCAUCGUUUUCAUGCUAGGAACGUGUUUGUUUGUUUAUCUUUACGAAUCGUUACGUUUCUAACGCUUUCAACUAGAAAUAUACACAUAAAGAAAGAGAGAAAAAGAGAAGGAGAGAGAGAGAGAGAGAGAGAGAGAGAGAGAAGAGAAGAGAGAGAAGAGAGAAGGGAGAGACAAACAAACAAAUUAUUUGAAGAAAUCAAGGAAAUUUUGUGAGACUUGUUCGAUGGUGUUGAGGUGUAGUAAAACUAAAGUUCAAAAAUAAGUGUUAUAGUUACUAUUUUAAGUUAUCCAAUUGAUUUGGUUGUAUGCAUUUUUAUUUUUCUUUUAUCAUCUGUGGAAGAAUUAUCUAAAAAUAUUGUUGGUGAUCCUUGAUAGAAGAUAUUUGUUUUUGUCACGUUAAGGAUUCCUCAUAUUUUUGUGGUGAAGUAAUACUAAAAGUAGAAAGGAAUAUUUGCCGUUCCUACGGAGUGGCAAAAGGAACAAAAAGGGACGAAAAAAGUUGGGCGACGUAUCGAGGGUGGUUUUGGAUGAUAGAAGGCGCGGGGGUGGCUAAAGAGGCCCCGCCGCAGCGUACGGGUCCCGAUGCCGGUCCCCGUAUCGCAAACCCUCACGCUAACCCUCUCGCUAACCUCCACCCUAGUACCCAAGGAGGAGUCAAACAUGCCCUUCAUAGACGACGAAUUACUUUGGUGCCCUGAUAAUGAUGGAAAGAUGGUCGAUUUAACUCAAUGCCUUCAGGAGAGUAGUACUGGCCAGUCGGUCGAGUUUUCUCCAAUGGAGUUGAGCGCGCUUGUUGGAACACCUGCUGCACCUAAUGUACCAGCGGAAGAAGGUGAAGGUAUGUCAAAUGUAACUGGGGAAGAACCCUUCGAUACCUUAGACACUUUUCUUCGAGAACUUCAAGCGGAUUUGGCCGAAGCAAGUCAACCAAGUUCUACCACGACACCUCUUACGAAUUCCUGUAGGCGGCAAAGGUACAACAUCGCAGCAGCGAAUCCUUUAUUAGCGGAAAAAUUAGCCGCACCAUCGUCCCAAGCAUCUCCAACGACAAUCCCGUAUGCUACGAGGGCGGAGAUUAAAACGGAGAAUAUUCAACACGAGACGAGCAAAGUUGACACAAGGGAGGUACAACCACACGAGACGACGACAAACGAGAAAGAACAAUUAGGUUUGGCGAGUGUUAAAGUAGAACCAGGUUCUACGAGUGCGAGUACAGCGAACACAACUACCGGUGCACGUUUACUUCAUGGAAUCCUUUCGCAGCAUCCCCAACAACAUACGCUUGGGGUGCAAAACGGUUAUGGCCGACAUAUGCAGACACCAGCCGGCCAUCCUCAAAUGGCUCAACCACCCUAUACCACUGCCGCCAUUGCUACCACGAGUACGCCAGGAAGCGGAUCACUGCCAGCCAGCCCUGCGGACAGCGGAGUCAGUGACGUAGAAUCAAGUACGUCCUCAGGUGGUAACGAGGACGCGAAUCUCCUAUUAAAAGCUAGGCUCAAUCCUAAUUCGUCCCUUCAACCGAGUCUAGCGUCACAUCAUUCACAUUUAUCCUCAGCUUUGGGUAGGUCAGCCUGUCACAGUCCUGGUGUAUAUCCAUCAACGGCGGGUUUUCUACCACCCUCUUAUCAUCCCCAUCAACAUCAUCCCUCUCAGUAUCACCCUCACAGAGGAAGUUCACCACACAAUCAACACAAUAAUCACAGUAUGGGAGCUGCAAUGGGACCCCCACAUCAUCAUCAUCAUCAUCAAACGCAAAGUCUUCAACAUUUGCACUAUCGUCAACCACCAACAUUAUCGGAGAGUUAUAGCAGUUACGUAAACUCAAUGUACGGUGGUGGAGGACAAUUCGCAACACCUUGUACACCGAGUCCACCAAGAGGACCCGGUGGAGUACCAACUAGCGUAAUCCAAGCAGCGACGAGUUCUGUGUCGGACGAUCUUUAUCUUUUGGAACUUGGUUUUCCUCCACGUUCGAAGAAAAACAAAUUGAAGAAACCACGCCAAGGAGAAGGUGCUACAGUUAAAAGAAAAUCCCGAGAAGGUUCUACAACGUAUCUAUGGGAAUUUCUAUUGAAAUUGUUACAAGAUCGUGAAUAUUGUCCGAGAUAUAUUAAAUGGACGAAUCGCGAGAGAGGAGUAUUUAAAUUGGUUGAUAGUAAAGCAGUAUCGAGACUCUGGGGUUUGCAUAAGAACAAGCCUGACAUGAAUUACGAGACGAUGGGUCGCGCCUUGAGAUACUAUUAUCAACGUGGCAUUUUGGCGAAGGUCGACGGACAGAGAUUGGUAUAUCAAUUUGUCGACGUACCCAAGGAUAUAAUAGAGAUCGACUGUACGGGCGCGUGAGAUAGGUCUCGUUGCUGUUCCUCGAGAAAUGAAUAUGUUAAACUAACACGACGAGGAGGAAGAGGAGGAGGAGGAGGAGGAGAAGAAGGAGAAGGAGGUAGAAGAAGAAGAAGAGGAAGAAGAAAAAGAAAAAGAAGACGAGGAGGAAGAAAUUACCGCUACCUUGUAAACUUCAUUUUUCUUAAAAUAUCAUUGUCCUCCAGUGGAGUGUAUCAAUGAUUUAUUAUUUAUGCUGAAGACGUCCCAUUGACGACCUGCUGCCGGACACCCUAUAUAAAAAUCGUAAAAUAACAAGAGCUCGCCCCUCUCUACUAACUUCAUACGUUUCUCUUCUAUCCCCUUUUAUACGGUUCAAACUUUUACGAGAGAAUAAUCGAAUGUGACGAUAUUGAUGAUGUUUUCACAACAACAACAAAAUAAAAUCUAAAUAUCUAAAUAAUUCGACAUAAUCGUUAUAUAUAUAGUUCUCUCUAAUCGUAUCGUCCUCCUUUUGGUCUUUCUCCUUUGUUAGAAAAAAGAAAGAAAAAAAAAGAAACAUAAAAAAUCAUACAUUGUUCUUGGCUGUGUGCGUGCGUGAUCAUUAUUACUUGCGUCCACGUAUGUAUGUGUAUGCGUGAGCGUAUGUUUGUUGGGUUACGAUAUAUAGAUUAUGCUAAUGAGGGAAAUAGUUUGAAAAGAAUGAAAUAUAAAAAGUAAUCAAUCUAAUUAACUAACGUCCACGUAUAUACAAAAUAUAUAAUAUAUGCAUACCUCCUACGUAUAGACAUAAAUCGUAAAUGCAUAUGAUGCAGUUACGAAUGUCUUCUUCGACUCUUUUACAAAUUUGUACAAAAUUUAGUUCUUAUAUUUACAUAUAUGGCAGUCGUUAUUAAUUGAGAAUGAAUAAACAAAGAUAAAAGAUAGAAAGAGAGAGAGAGAGAGUGUAGUAUGCAAAAAUUGUAUAUCGGGGAUA
Polistes dominula (European paper wasp) is the source of this 3908-nucleotide messenger RNA. RefSeq names its product Ecdysone-induced protein E74 (gene Eip74EF). The record is from RefSeq and is a predicted model, not a curated record. NCBI's taxonomy places the organism in Eukaryota, Metazoa, Arthropoda, Insecta, Hymenoptera, Vespidae. Gene Ontology annotation, biological process: cell differentiation; regulation of transcription by RNA polymerase II. Gene Ontology annotation, cellular component: nucleus. Gene Ontology annotation, molecular function: DNA-binding transcription factor activity, RNA polymerase II-specific; sequence-specific DNA binding.